Messenger RNA from Xiphias gladius (swordfish), 4357 nucleotides. RefSeq names its product kinesin-like protein KIF20A. Gene Ontology annotation, molecular function: plus-end-directed microtubule motor activity; ATP binding; microtubule binding. Gene Ontology annotation, biological process: microtubule-based movement; mitotic spindle assembly. The record is from RefSeq and is a predicted model, not a curated record. The transcript has 33 exons. NCBI's taxonomy places the organism in Eukaryota, Metazoa, Chordata, Actinopteri, Istiophoriformes, Xiphiidae. Gene Ontology annotation, cellular component: nucleus; spindle microtubule. Bases 112 to 4125 code for a protein of 1337 amino acids.
UCUGGUGCCAGUUUAAAAAGUAGCCCGCGGAGCAGCCACGGCUAACGGUAGCUGUUUUUCGAUGUUUUCUGCUUUAAAUACCGAGUCUGGUGAAUAAAAUACAUCCAGAAGAUGAUGGAGUCUUGUUUAGCCGGAAAGCCGGAGAGAGUUGGACCGGUUGAGGUGGACGACAUAAGGAGAGAUCUGCUGGGUGAAUUUGCUGCUCUACCAGCACAGGACAGUGUUCAGUCGCAGUCAGAGAACCUGCAGGUCUACCUGAGGGUUCGACCGUUCACUUCAGUUGAGAGCGACAAUGGAGAGUCACAGGAGUGUGUGACCAUCGAGGGAGCUGACACUGUGGUCCUGAAAGCUCCCAGGAGCUGUCAAUCAAACCGACAGAGUGAGAAGUCCCUCCCACAGACAGCACAGAGGUUCACCUUUACACAGGUGUUUGGUCCAGAGGCCAAUCAGAGGAAGGUGUUUGAGGGUUCAGUUCGUGGUUUGGUCCAAGAUGUUCUCGAAGGAGGAAACUGUCUGGUGUUCACAUAUGGAGUCACCAACGCUGGAAAAACAUUCACAUUCCUCGGUCCGGAUCAUGACUCAGGUCUGCUGCCCAGGUCUCUGUCAGUCAUCUUUAACAGUAUUGAAGGUCGUCUGUACAGUCGGAGCGACCUGAAGCCUCAGCGCUGCAGAGACUUCAGCAGACUGACUCCAGACCAGCAGGCAGCAGAGAGCAGCAGCAAAAAGAACCUGCUGAGGCUGCUCAAAGAGAGCGACAAAAGUCUGACGUCUGGAAGAUCGAUGUUUCUCGAAGGCUCAUCUCUGAGCACUGACAGCAGUCUGAACAGUGUCUCAGAAGCCGACAGUUUCUGUCUGGACGUUGACUCAAACAUCCGUUUCUCUGUCUGGGUUUCAUUCUGUGAGAUUUACAAUGACAACAUCCAUGACCUACUGGAACAGGUUUCCAGUGGUCACCACAAGAGGACAGUGUUGCGCCUGUCUCAGGACGUCAAAGGAAACUCCUUUAUCAAAGACCUGCGGUGGGUCCAGGUCAACAGCUCUGAGGAGGCCUACAGAGUGAUGAAGAUCGGGAGGAAGAACCAGAGUUUCUCCUCCACCAGACUGAACCAGCUGUCUAGCAGGAGCCACAGCAUCUUCUCCAUCAGGAUCCUCAGAGUGGACGACGUCGGAGUUCCCAGAGUCCUCGGCAUCAGCGAGCUGGCUCUGUGCGAUCUGGCCGGCUCGGAGCGCUGUUCUCGGACUCACAACACCGGAGAGAGACUCAAGGAGGCAGGAAACAUCAACAGCUCUCUACUCACACUUGGGAAGUGCAUCAGCGCCAUGAGACUCAACCAACACGCCAAGUUCCAGCACCACAUUCCCUUCAGGGAGUCCAAACUGACCCACUUUCUGCAGUUCUUCUUCUGUGGUGCCGGCCGGGUCUCCAUGGUGGUCAACAUCAACCAGAAUGCAUCCUGCUUCGACGAGACACUCAACGUCCUCAAGUUCUCUGCACUCGCACAGAAGGUGGUGGUGUUGACCUCGAAGCCAGUGGUCCUGGAUGACGACUCCCACAGGUCGGCCAUGGAGCUGUCGAUGAUCAUCGAUGAGGCCGACCGGCGCAGAAACGUGUCGGGGCGGGGCAGGAAGAGCUCGCUGGUCGCCUGGGAGACGACCCUGGAGGACGUGUUGGAGGAUGAAGAUGGUGAAGAGUGGGAGGAGGAGGAGGAAGAGGAGGAGAGUGUGAUGGAGGGAACCGUGCUGGAGGCGGGAGGUGAGGAAGACGAGGGGCAGGAAGAGGACAGGACCAUGGAGGAAGAAGAGAAGUUGGGCAGAGAGGCAGCGCUGCGUUUGGUUCUGGAGGCUCAGAUCAGAGAAGAAGUCAGCGCUGAGUUCAUGGAGCUUUUUAACAAGAUGGAGAAAGACUACAGCGAUCGUCUGGAGAAGGAGAGGGAGAUCCUGGAGGAGCGAGCUGAGAAAAGAGUAGAGAUCCUGAAGAACCUCGUCAGCAAGACGGUGGACCUGUCUGCCGUCAACACCGACAGCAGCAAGGAGGAGCAGGUGGCUCUGAUGGAGGGAAUCAUCAGCUCAGUGACUGAAGAUCUGGAGAAGAUCAGAGAGGAUGCACAGAGUGUUCACCGCUGUCUGACUGAACACACACACUCUGCAGAGCUGGAAGCACUGCGAUUGGAGAAGCAGCAGUCACAUGACCAACUGCAGGAAGCCAAGGAGAGUCUGGAGCAGCAGCGACAGAAGUUAUCAGAGCUGAUGGAGAUCUGCCAGCAGAAAGACGACGUCAUCAACAAACUCCAGGCCGCCAUGGACAACACUGUGGAGAACGCCACCAGAGACCGAGCUCUGGUGGAGUCAAUCAGGUCGGAGCUGCUGGAACUUCAACAGACCUGCCGCUGUCUCAGGAGGACAGGAGGAGAGGAGGGGGAGACGGAGGAGAACAGGAAACGCCAGCGUAACGAUCUGGAUGAUGAGGAGAGAGGAGGACCGGCCAAGAAGAGAGUGGUUCUGGAGGAGGAGAUCUGGAGGCUCCAAGAGGAAAAUGACAAGAAGGAGGAGACCAUCUUCCAGCUGAGAGAGAGAGAGGAGAGGAGAAAGGGGCUGGAGGAAGACCUGAGGAGACGACAAGAGGAGCUGAGGAGACGGGAGGAGGAGGUGCAGGAGUUGAAGAGGGAGCAGGUUUUGCUGGAGCAGAAGGUGCAGAAGCUGACAGAUCUGGACGAGUGUCCAAACUGUGUCUCAGUGUUUUCUUCUCUGGAGUCUGAGCAGAGGGAAACAUCCCGACUGUUGAAGGAGAACAAAGCUCUGGUGAACGGCAUCUUCCAGCUGCAGACAGAGGUAACGGGACUCCAGAAGCAGCUCAAAGAGAAGACUGACAGGUCUGACAGCCUAUCAGAGCAGCUCAACACCACAGAGACCCGCCUCCAGGACCUGCAGCGCCAAUCAGAGGAGAAGACGAGGACCAUCAGCAGUCUGACAGAAGAGGUGGAGAAUCUGAGAGAUGAAGUCAAGGAGGAGGAAGGGCAGAGCGGCAGCAGUGUUUUCCACGCUGCCAUGGAGGAGCUGAAGAAGGAAAGUCAGUCAACGCUACAAAGAUCAGCUCAGAAAUCACAACAGAUCCAAGAUCUGCAGAGAGAAAAGAGGCGGCUGGAGGAAAGUCUGACGCACAGUGAGAACAGGUGUGUUGAGCUCACAGAGGAGUUAGCCAAUCACAAAGCAGAAUUCUCCCGCCUGAGGGCGGAGCUCGAGUCAGAGGGUGCAGCUCUGCGAGGGAGACUGGAGGAGAUGGCGAGAUCAGAGGAGGAGAGGAAGAGAGACUGGGAUAGAGAGAAACAAGAGCUGCAUCGAGUCCUGACGGAGAAGGAGAAACUUUUGGAAGAAACUCACAGACAGAGGGAGACUCUGACCCAAGAGCUGGAGCAUCUGAAAGAGGAGCUGCAGAGGAGGAAGGAGGAGGAGGAGAAGGAGAACAGAUCGGUGGUGGAGGAGGAGAGGAAGGUUUCGGUAGUGGAGGAGCUGAAGAGGGAGAUCCAGAGACACCAGGAGAGGAGGGGGAGACAACAGAAGGAGGAGGAAGGGGAGAGGAGCAAAGAGUUUGAGGCAGUGAAGAGAGAGAUGGAGAAACUACAGAGACUGAAGGAGGAGAGAGAGAAGAGCACACAGCAGGAUGUUCAUGUCUCUCCUCUGAGGUCCAACAUGGCUGACAGGAAGAAAACCCCCAAACCUACUGGAAGGAAGAGGAAGAGCUGUGAGGUGGAGGACCUGGUGUUCAGUGAGAAUAAGAGAAACAAAGUGAGAGGAAACACUCGAACCAACAAACAGUGUUCUUCUGUGGUGAAGGAGAAGAGAGACGGGACUCUUCAGAAGAUUGGAGAGUUGAUCCACAGUUCACCCUCCAUCCUGGGCAGCAAAGCUAAAACCAUCAUCGGUCUGGUCAGCGGACACUCGGUGGAGAAGGAGACGGUAACCACGGCAACCAAAACCCGACGAGGACGGAGGAAGCUUUAUAAGACGGACGCCUCCUCUCCGCUGCUCGACUCCCCGCACACGACGUCCGGCGGAGUGGCAGAGGAGAAGGAGAGCGACCACCUCAUCAUUAAGAGACAGCUGCGCUCGAAAACCUGCAGGAAGUGACCUCGUCGUCCGUGACAACACUACGCUGUGGGAGACGUCUCUUAGACCCUCGGGAGGAUAAAAUCCCAAACUUUUCUCCUCAGUGAGUCCGAAGAAGUUUGUUUUUAAAUAACUGUACAGUUUAUGUUCUGUCUGAUAAUGGUUUUAGUUUUUGAGUUUGUGAUUUCAGGACCCUUUUCUCGCCGGGGUCAAUAAAGCGCUGAGGGAACACUGAAUAUUUUUCACUUUAUAA